Messenger RNA from Austrofundulus limnaeus, 834 nucleotides. The record is from RefSeq and is a predicted model, not a curated record. NCBI's taxonomy places the organism in Eukaryota, Metazoa, Chordata, Actinopteri, Cyprinodontiformes, Rivulidae.
AUGGUUGGGUCACAGAGGCAAAGGGUCUGGGAGAUAAACCCAGACACCCCUUUCCCCAGCAACACUGAAGUGGUGCCUCAUCACAACCAGUCAUUAUUUACACAAGGUGCCUUUGGCUCCGAGGUGUCAGCUGGUUCAGCAGCUGAACAGUCAGCUGCAGCUGGUGAUGCAGGGCUGCAGUGUGGAGGAUGGAAAGCCGCCCCCUCUGUCACCAGUUCUGGGUUACAGCCUUCUGUGGUGCACUGGUCCUCUCCUGACUGCAACCAGCAGAACUCCAGUCCCCAGACUCUGGCUUACCCAGCCACUCCCACCCUCACUGCUGAUGUGUACAUGCAGACUCUGUGCCCCAGCUACACCAUGCUGACCUACACACAUGCACCACUGCUGACUAACUUUGGGGCCUUACCUGUGGCUCCAGGCCAGUCAAGCCUCUCUCAGAUGGACCUUCCAGACUCAGGGCUGGCCUACCCCCUGUGGGCCCAGCCCCUCACCACCAUAUCUGCUCUGCCCAGUCCAGGGGUUCAGUUCUCCCCAGGCUCAGCAGCUCUGCCUGGUUCUCCUGUGGUCCACAUGCCCUUGUCCAUGUCUUUAACCACCAUGAUUCCUCAACUGGACGCCCAAGGACUGGACACCCAGUCCCACAUUGUGGAGCUCCCACAACAGUCAGAGGACCCGCUUGACCCAGAGUCUCAAGACCAGUGUCUGAAUGAGGACCUGGAGGUAGAGCCAGAAUCACCAAACCUGCUAGAUAAACUUCUGGAGGAUCAGAAGAAGCAUGGUGGUGAUGAGGACAAAGACUUAUACCCCAGCUCCCUCUUCCUGCCUAAUGUCUGA